AUGACAGAAAUUAUCGGCCUGUCAUGCCGCUUCCCCGAAUCAAACGGGCCAGCGGAGUUCUGGACCAACCUAAUAGACGGAACGGACAUGCUGACCACUGACGAUAGGCGAUGGCCAAUUGCGUUCCAGGGCCUCCCUCCCAGGUCUGGAAAGGCUCCUGGCUUCGACAAAUUCGACGCGGCGUUCUUCUCAGUCCACGGCAAGCAGGCACAGAAAAUGGACCCUCAGCUACGCAAGCUCUUGGAGGUCGCGUACGAGGCCUGGGUGGACGCUGGUAUAGACUUCCGCGCACUGCGAGGCAGUGAGAGAGUGGGAGUGUAUGUGGGCAGCUGUGGGUCUGAGAUUCACGCUCAAUGGGUGGCGGACAUCGACAGCAUCACCGGCUACGAACAAGCGGGCUGUGCACGUUCCAUGUUCGCCAACCGCCUAUCCUGGUGGUUUGACUUCCACGGCCCCAGCAAGUGCAUCGAUACAGCUUGCUCCUCCUCUCUGACGGCGUUCAACGACGCAAUCAGCGAUUUUGAGGCCGGCCGCAUCGACUAUGCCAUGGUCGGCGGCACAUCUGGAAUCUUCAAGCCCCAGACAUCCAUCGCUUUCCAGCGGCUGCACAUGCUGUCCCCAGAUGGCACGUGCAAGUCCUUCGAUGCAUCGGCUAACGGCUAUGCGCGCUCGGAUGGGAUUGCGGCUGUGGUACUACGGCGGCCGGGCCUGUCUGAGGCCCCUGUCUGGGCCCCGCGCCGCCCCUAUGCGCGCGUGCUGGCCUGCGCGACCAACAAUGACGGCCACACCAAGGAGGGAAUUACAUUCCCAUCCGGGCCUGCCCAGAAGGCCCUGGCACAGCAGGUGUGCGCAAAGGCAGGGCUUGCACCAUCGGCGGUGGGCUACAUAGAGGCGCACGGCACAGGCACAGUUGCCGGAGACGGCCAGGAGCUUGGCGCGAUUGAGGAGUGGUACGGCCGCGCCGGGGCCCGUACUCCUGACAAUCCAUUACUCAUCGGCUCUGUCAAGUCCAACAUGGGCCACUGCGAGGGCUGCUCCGGCCUGGCAGGACUGAUCAAAGUGCUGCUGUCAUAUGAGCACCGGACGCUGCCAGGCAACCUGCACUUCAAGGAGCCCAAUCCCAGCAGCGCCGGCCUCAGGGAUGGAAUACUCAAAGUCAUCACCGAGCCCACAGCAUUUGAGGGGAUAGCUGCCCUCUCAAACUUUGGUUUUGGAGGCACGAACGUCCACCUGCUGCUCCAGGGCGGUGGCUGGCAUGAGCCGGUGGCAGCACCAGUUGCUGCUAGCGAGCAGAGCCGCGCAGCCACUGGCAAGGUCAUUCCACUGGCCUGCCGCACCCAGGAGGGCAUGGCCGAGGUGGUGAAGAUCCUGCAGGGCCUGCCAGGCGGCGAGGAGUCAGUGGUGGACCCGAUGCGGUGCUGGGCCAACAGUUGUGGAGGGAGCAUCGCGCGGCUGUCCAUGAGAGGCACACUCAUUGAUGGCGAGCUGCGCUGCUGCCAGGCGCCCACAUCCGCUCCGCCCGUCUGGUUCAUCUUCACAGGCAAUGGCAGCCAGUGGCCCAGGAUGGCCGCGGAUCUCAUUCAACAAAACGCCACAUUCAGGCGCAGCAUCGAGGCCUGCGCUGCAGUAAUUGCCCCGCUGGGUCUUGAUUUGCUGGAAGCGCUCGAUAGGGAGGACGGCUUUGUCAACAACUGCCUGGCUUCUGUUGGUCUUGCCUCUGUCCAGGUGGGCUUGGUGGAUGUGCUGCGAGAGGAGUAUGGAAUUAUUCCCGGCGGUGUGGUGGGCCAUUCUGCGGGCGAGACGGCGUGCGGUUACGGGGACGGCUGCUUCAGCCGCGAGCAAACCGUAAUGGUCGCCUACCACCGCGGACGCAUGUGCCCCGACCACGGCAUCAGCGGCGGCCUCAUGGCAGCUGUGGGACUAGGCGCCGAGGUGGCGGAGGCGCGUCUGGCGGCGCAUGGCAAGGACUCCUGCGUGAUCGGCUGCGACAACUCCCCAAUAUGCACCACCCUCUCAGGUCCGGAGGCGGACCUGAAGCCGCUGUUGGAGCAGCUGAAGGCGGAUGGUGUAUUUGUGCGAGAGCUGGACACGCGCGGCCUGGCAUACCACUCCCCCAUCCUGCAGCCACACCUGCCAGAGCUGCAGGCUGCGCUGGAGGAGGUUGUGCCGGAGCCCAAGGAGCGCUCGGCCACGUGGCUGUCAUCCUCCUAUGCAGUGGACAAUGACAGCACGGAGGCCCGCCUGUGCUCCGCAGCCUACCAGACGCACAACUAUGCGAGCCGUGUGCAGUUCCGGCAGGCAUGCGGAAGAAUUCCCAAGGGCGCAAUCCUUCUGGAGAUCGGCCCCCACGCGCUCAUGCGGUCGUUCCUGCACCAGAACCGCGCUGAUCUGCACUAUGUGCCCGCCAUGCGCAAGGGCAACAGCGCCGUGGAAACUCUCAAGGCGGCCGUCGCCGAGCUGUGGCGCAACGGCGUCUCCGUCAAGUGGCCUGUGGCCUGGCCGGCGCCCUCAGCCGCCCACGAGCUGCCGCGGGCGGUGCGAGAGGCCCUGGUGUCCUGGGACCAUGCAGUUGAUUAUCCGCUGCCCACAUUCAAAGACUGGACGGCUGCGCGCGGCUGCUCCGGCUUCAUCAAGACUUACAAACUAGGCGGCGAGCACGCAUUUCUGGCCGACCAUAUUGUGGACGGCCGCAUCCUCAUGCCUGCGACGUCAUAUCUGGUAGCAGCAUGGGAGGCGCUGGCAACGCAGCAAGAGAAGGCCAUGGCCGAGCUGCCGGUGGCGUUCGAGGAUGUGUGUAUCCUGCAAGCUGUGCAGGCGCAGCCGGGAGACAACAUCACUCUCUCUGUGCUGCUGGACCGCAGCCACCGCUUCCAGGUGCUGCAAGAGACAGACGUCAUCGCAGAAGGGUGCAUCAAGCCGCACUCAGCACCCGCACCUGCCAAGCAGAAUUGCACAGCAGCUGCAACCGCCGAGGCGCUGGCCAACAUCGUCAUGCCUGGAGGGGCCGAGGCAGCCGCUCCUGCCAAGACGUCCCUGCCGGAGGGCCGCAUCCCCUGCCGGUCUGGCAUCCAGUAUGGGCCCCACUUCAAGAUGCUGCAGAAGCGUUGCAUCGACGGCACGGCUGCUGUCCUCAGGUGGGACCAGUGCUUCAUCCGGCUGCUGGAUGGCAUGCUGCAGGCAGGUGCGCUAGGGAAUGCCACAGACACCACCCUGCGCAUCCCCACCAAGAUCCGCCACCUGGAAAUCCUGGACCCCAGCCCAGCCAUCCCCGCUGGCUCUCAAGUCAUGGUUGACGUGGACGCCCGGUUGGGCAUCUGCCGCACGGUCAUCUGCGAGGUGGCCGGGGUCGAGCUGUCUGCCGCCCCGCGCCGACCCGCCAGCUACAAGACAUUGCUCAAGAAGACAGACUUCCUGCCCUACGGCGAGCACCCGGACAGGGACACUGCGCGGCUAGCCUACUACAGGCAGAUCCGCGGCUACCUCAGGCCCAAGGUCGAACCGGCCAUUCUAGCACAUGCCGCCACCUGUGCUAACGGCAUGCCAGACCACCUGCGCAAGGUGUUGGCGCUGCUGGAAGAUUUCAAGGAGCCAGCGCCUGACGGCGCUCAGCUGGAGGCGUUCCUAUCGGCGCCCAGUCACCACCUGGCACGCCUCAUCCGCGAUCUUUUCUCUGAGGAGGCCUCCGCCGCCACCAUGCAGAGCCCAAUUCAGGCAAUCAUGCAGCACGGGGAGCACAGUCAGCUGUACGCGCAGGACCCACUGAUGCAGGGUUUCCACGCGCGCCACAUCAACCACAUGCUAGACAUCGUGUGCGAGAACCAGGGCCAGGCCGGCUUCUCGGUGGCUGAGAUCGGUGCUGGUACCGGUGGCUUCACCCGCCAGGUCUUUGCUGAGCUCAAUCAAAGCCCAUUCUCAGAGCUGCGUGGUUACACUGCCACAGACAUCACCCCUGGCUUUGGGCCCAAUCUGCUGCAGAUGAUCAGCAACCCCAAGCUGGAUUUCAAGACAUGGGACGUCAACAAGCCGGCACCUGCGUCGCUGGGAGGUCCCUUCAACCUAAUCCUGGCAUCAAACGCCCUCCACACCUGUGACAAUAUGGCAGACGCGCUGGCAAACGUGCACGCAUCUCUGGCGGACGGCGGCUUUGUGCUGCUGUACGAGACCACAGCAGCGUUCACCGCCUGUCUGUGGGGCUUGGACGAGCGAACCUGGAAGUUCACUGACGAGCGUGAGUACGGCCUCUGGAUCGCCAAGCCGCGCUGGCACCGCCUCUGGGCCGAGGCCGGCUUCACCCAGAUCACCGAGCACUGGUGCCCGCAUGAGUCGGGGGCGUUGUUUCUUUAUCGCAAGCUGCCCAGCGUGCCGCACCCGCUGCUGUUUGCGGCGCCUCCCCUGGUGACCAGCCAACAAAAAAUGGGUUGCUGGCUCCAGCGCUAUAACAGCGUCCUAGCAGCUAUCGACAAGCAUGUGCCCAAAGAGGCUGCCCCUGCCGAGGGUGAGGAGGCAGCAGAGCCGGCAAAAGUGCGACGGCGGCUGUGGCUGCACGGCAACCUGCGCGACAGCCCCGGUGUGAUAGGCCUCGGCCGAUGCGCGCGGCUGGAAGCUCACGGCGACAACUUGCGCUGGAUGCUGGAUGCACAUCACCCCUCCUCCGCUCCCACCUCCUGCACAGGUCUCUCCGCUAAGGCCGGCCCCAAGCUAAGCGCGGAGCAGAUGCUGGCAAUUGCCGGCCGGCUAGACUUGGUUAACAAUAUGUUUGACAACGGCGUCCACGGAUCCCUGCGCAUCUCACUGGUAGAGCUGGAUGAGUUGGAGAAUGCAGCCGCGGCCGAGACAGCGCCAAAGAUUGGGGUGCACCUGGACAUUGCCUCUCCCGGAGACAUCUCCUCGUUCAUGUGGGCCCACAGCCAAGCACCACCGGCAUGCCUGUUGCAAUGCAACGUAGCAUUUGGGGCCUUGAACUUCCGCGAUGUGAUGUUUGCCUAUGGCAAGCUGAGCAAAGACCGCAUGAGCCACGCGCACGGUGGCUACCAGAUUGGCCUCGAGUUCUCCGGCAAGGACAAGGCGAGUGGCAAGAGGGUCAUGGGAAUGACGCCCCAGAACUCAAUUGCAACAAUGGUGGCCUCAAGGCCGCAUGCGUUGUGGGACGUGCCGGACAGCUGGACCCUGGCGCAGGCCGCGACAGUGCCGGUGGCGUACGCGACGGCAUACUACGCACUAGUCAUCUGCGGACGGCUGCGGCCGCGCCACCGCGUGCUCAUCCACUCUGCGGCCGGCGCCGUCGGCCUGGCCGCCACGCGCAUCUGCCUCGCGCGGGGCUGCGAGGUGUUUGCGACGUGUGGAUCUGUGGAGAAGCGCGCGUUCCUCCUGGAGGCGUUCCCUGCGCUGAGGGGGGACCGCAUCGGCGACUCACGCUCGUGCGCGUUCGAGGAAGUAGUCAUGCGCGAGACCGGCGCCGCCGGCGUGCACCUUGCUCUGAACUCCCUCGCCGGUGACAAACUGCAGGCGACUGUCAGGUGUCUGGCGGACGGAGGGCGCCUGCUGGAGAUUGGCAAGUAUGACAUUCUGCAGGGAACGCCCCUGAGCAUGGCGCCCCUGAUGCGCAACAUUGCCUUCGAGGGCGUUGACCUGGACAGGAUCGUCAAUUGCCCCCACAACAUUGCCAGGGCGUGGGAGGUGCACGCUCUGCUGAAGGCAGGACUUGACAGCGGCGAGGUUGUGCCAUUGCCGCUGAGCAAAUUCUCACGCAGGGAGGCUGCCGAUGCCUUCCGGUUCAUGGCUGCUGGUACCCACGUGGGCAAGGUGCUGAUCCAGAUGGGCGCCAAAGCCGAUGCCGCGGAGGCUGCUGCCGAGAAGCCAGAAUAUUCAAAGUUAAGUUCGAACUUCAUGUGGCCAGCGCGGCCCGCCAAGCCAUGGGUGGAGCAGACUCCCGAGGCAGCAGAGGCCCUUGGGAUGGCGCCUGCUGUUGCAGAGGAACCGGUUGCCAAGCCCGUCUUCUUCUGCAGGCCUGACCGGUCGUACAUCAUCACGGGAGGACUGGGAGGUUUUGGGCUGGCGCUGGCGGCUUGGCUGGCCGACCGCGGCGCGUGCAACCUGCUGCUGACGUCCAAGCGUGGCAUGCGCACCGGCGGCCAGCUCAGCAUCGUGCGCAUGCUGCGCAGCCGCGGUGUCCGGGUGGAGGUGUCAAAGCUUGAUGUGGCUGAUCUGGGCGAGGCGCAGCAGAUUAUAGCGCUGGCAGAGGGCGUGGCACCCGUAGGAGGCAUUUUCCACCUGGCCAUGACCCUGCAGGACCGCUGGAUGUCCAACCAGACGGGUGAGAGCUGGAACUUGGCUGUCAUUCCCAAGGCGCAUGGCGCGGUCAACCUGGACAGCGUGUCCCGGAGCCUGCCCCACCUGGAGCACUUUGUCAUCUUCACAUCUGUUGUCUCCUCCAUCGGAAACGAAGGUCAGGGCAAUUACGGGUACGCCAACAGCGCGUGCGACAUGCUGUGCAUGUCCAGGCGGGCUGCGGGCUUGCCGGCUCUAGCACUGGCAUGGGGCCCCGUCGACCACGUGGGAUAUGUGGCCGAAACUCUCAAGGGCAGACUGGUGGGGCGGGUGUUUGAGUGGCUGCUGCCGCAGCCGGUGGAUGACUGCCUGCGCGUGCUUGGCAGCUGCCUGCUGGGCGGCAGUCAAGUCGCGCCGAUCAUGUGCAGCACCGCGGAGACGCUUGGCUGCAGCUCUGCCACUUGCAAGGAGGACAUUGACCUGGUAGAAGCUGUCCUGAGCCUGAUGGGCCUCAAGGCGGGCACAGUCAGCGAGAAUGACAGCCUGGCAGCUCUUGGGAUCGACAGCAUGCAGCUGGUGGAGGUGCGGGCAGUAGUGCAGAAGAAGCUGUGCCGACCGGUACCGCUGGAGUCCAUCGGCACACUCACGGUGGCGGCCCUGCGCGAGCUGGCUUCGCAGGUCUGA
This is a messenger RNA of Coccomyxa subellipsoidea C-169, 6951 nucleotides long. RefSeq names its product ketoacyl-synt-domain-containing protein. The transcript has 44 exons. The record is from RefSeq and is a predicted model, not a curated record. NCBI's taxonomy places the organism in Eukaryota, Viridiplantae, Chlorophyta, Trebouxiophyceae, Coccomyxaceae. Gene Ontology annotation, molecular function: oxidoreductase activity; fatty acid synthase activity; 3-oxoacyl-[acyl-carrier-protein] synthase activity. Gene Ontology annotation, biological process: fatty acid biosynthetic process. Bases 1 to 6951 code for a protein of 2316 amino acids.